Molecule: messenger RNA, 1540 nt
Organism: Epinephelus lanceolatus (giant grouper)
Lineage: Eukaryota; Metazoa; Chordata; Actinopteri; Perciformes; Serranidae
Gene: sh3gl3b
Product: SH3-domain GRB2-like 3b
Biological process (GO): synaptic vesicle uncoating
Cellular component (GO): presynapse; cytoplasm; glutamatergic synapse
Molecular function (GO): protein binding
Source: RefSeq, a predicted model, not a curated record
CUCGGUGCAGUGAGUCUCUGCGCGGGGACGGAGCAUCUCAGACGGGAUGGAUCCUGUCGGUAAACGGCGGCCUCUGCGCUGAUCUCCGGCCGGCCGGUGUUUGUGUCCGGUCCGCCGGUGAAGAUGUCGGUGUCCGGGAUGAAGAAGCAGCUCCACAAAGCCAGCCAGCUGCUGAACGAGCGUCUGAUGGGAGCUGAGGGAACAAAGAUGGAUGAAGACUUCCUGAAGAUGGAGAAGAGUGUUGAAGUCAUCCAGUGUCUGCUGGUGGAGCUGCUGUCCAAAACUAUAGAGUUCCUUCAACCAAACCCAGCUGACAGAGCCAAACUGAGCAUGCUCAACACCAUGUCCAGGAUUCGAGGUCAGGGCAGGACAGUGGGUUACCCGCAGACAGAGGGUGUGUUGGGAGACUGCAUGUCACACUACGGCCAGGAGCUCGGACCUGCUUCUGAAUUUGGCGGUGCUCUGACUGGGGUGGGUGAAGCUCUGCAGCAGGUUGCUCAGGCCAGGGACACUCUGGAUGUCAACGUCAAACGCACCUUCAUCGAUCCUCUGCAGGAGCUCCACAACUCAGAGCUGAAGGAGAUCAAGUUCCAGCUGAAGAAGCUGAAUGGUCGACGGCUGGAUUUUGACUACAAGAGGAGACGAAGAGGGAAAGUCCCGACGGAGGAGAUCCAACAGGCCUGGGACAAGUUCAUCACGUCCAAAGAGCUGGCAGAGAGGAGCAUGUUCAUGCUGCUGCAGAGCGACGUCGAUCAGCUCGGUCGUCUGGCAGCUCUGGUCACUGCUCUGCUGGACUUUCACCGCAACGCCCACCGCAUCCUGCUGGGUCUCCAUGGCAACCUGCAGGCUAGGCUGACAGCUGCCAGUAACAAACCAGAGCGACGGUUCAGAGCCAAAAAGUUCAGAGUCAGAAGUGAGCACAACGGCAGCAUCAUGGGAUUUUAUCAGCAGCCGUCUGUCACAGCCACAGUCCCCUCAGGAGAUCAGUUCACAGUGUUACCGUCCAGACCCGGCAGUCCCAUCUCCUGCUACGCUGACAGUAAGCUGGUCCUGGAUCAGCCCUGCUGCCGGGCGAUGUACUCCUUCCACCCGAGCCACGAGGGUGAGCUGAGCUUCAACGAGGGCGACAUCAUCGUCCUCACCAAUCAGGUCGACUCCAACUGGUACAAGGGUGCGCUAGGCAGCCGGUCGGGACUAUUCCCCGUCAGCUACGUGAACGUGCUGGUGCCUCUGCCGUUACCAUGACAACAUAUCAAAAACACAUCCACGUGACUCCACACUGAACAAAUCAGAUCGUACAUGUUGAUUUGAUUUGUGUUCGGCAGCAGGAGCGUGUUUUUUAGAUGAUAUGCAACUUUUCAGCUUCUUAUUUGCACUUUUUUCACAAGCGGCUCAGCAGACGACUCGUCUGUGUAACUGGGAAGGAAGGCCAUAGUUUCUACUGUAGAGCACUUUAGUUUCUGACCUCAUGUCACGCUUUAAAGGUCCAGUGUGUAGGAUUUAGGGGGAUAUGUUGGCAGGAUGGAAUAUAGUAUAAUAA